GCGGCUUCCGGGCCCCUUGCGCAGGCCACGGUCGCCCUCUGCUGACUCAGUGUGGAAGCGCACUGAGUGUGAACGUUAAGGAACCUAAAGGUGGGGAAGUCCUCUCAGCCGAUAGAGGCCGCCACUCAACGUACAGCGUAACUCAGUGCGUCUGGCCCGUCCGGGAGGACUUCCUGUCAGAUCUCUCUGAUUCAGACAGAGGCGGUCAACUUUCUUAAAGUCACUGUAAACAAAAAGAGUCGUGCGCCGACCCGGAAGUGGAAUCUGUAGCUUCGCCUUCUGGCCCGCCGGAAGGAGACCAAAGGGAAGUUGUAGCCAUGGCUGUAGCCGUGGCCACCGCCGGGGUCCUAAUGGGCUCGGAGCCGGGACCCGCGGAAGAACUCGCUAAACUUGAGUACCUGUCUUUGGUGUCGAAGGUUUGCACGGAGCUGGACAAUCACUUGGGCAUCAACGACAAGGAUCUGGCUGAAUUUGUCAUCAGUCUUGCUGAGAAAAAUACUACCUUUGAUACUUUUAAAGCUUCUCUGGUCAAAAAUGGUGCAGAAUUCACAGAUUCUCUUAUUAGCAACCUGUUGCGUCUCAUACAAACCAUGCGGCCUCCAGCAAAGCCUUCUACUAGUAAAGAUCCAGUUGUUAAACCCAAAACUGAAAAAGAAAAGCUGAAGGAACUCUUCCCUGUCCUUUGCCAGCCAGACAACCCUUCAGUUCGGACCAUGUUGGAUGAGGAAGACGUGAAAGUUGCCGUGGACGUCUUGAAAGAGUUGGAAGCAUUAAUGCCCAGUGCAGCAGGCCAAGAGAAGCAAAGAGACACCGAGCACAGGGACAAGACAAAGAAGAAGAAGAGGAGUCGAAGCCGAGAUCGUGACCGAGACCGGGACAGGGACAGGGACAGGGACAGGGACAGGGACCGUGACCGUGACAAGGACCGAGAACGAGACAGAGAUCGAGAACGAGACAGAGAGCGAGAUAGAGACCAUAAGCGGAGACACCGAUCACGCUCUCGGUCACAUUCUAGGACCCGGGAGAGGACUAAGGGGAAGUCUAGAUACAGGUCUAGGAGCAGAAGUCAGAGUCCCUUCAAAGAUCGGAAAGACCGGGAAAAGUAUGGGGAGAGGAAUCUGGACAGAUGGCGGGAUAAGCAUGUGGACCGUCCUCCCCCUGAAGAGCCUGCUAUUGGAGAUAUUUACAAUGGCAAAGUGACCAGCAUCAUGCAGUUUGGUUGCUUUGUGCAGCUGGAGGGCCUAAGGAAGCGGUGGGAAGGCCUGGUGCACAUCUCUGAGCUCCGACGGGAAGGUCGAGUGGCCAACGUGGCUGAUGUUGUGAGCAAAGGCCAGAGGGUCAAGGUCAAAGUUCUCUCCUUCACUGGGACCAAGACCAGCCUGAGCAUGAAGGAUGUGGAUCAAGAAACAGGAGAAGAUCUAAACCCAAACAGACGCAGAAAUCUGGUUGGGGAGACCAACGAAGAGACGUCCAUGAGGAACCCAGACAGACCGACUCACCUCUCCCUCGUCAGUGCUCCUGAAGUAGAGGAUGACUCACUGGAGCGGAAGCGGCUCACCCGCAUCUCUGACCCAGAGAAGUGGGAGAUCAAACAGAUGAUUGCUGCCAAUGUGCUUUCCAAAGAAGAGUUUCCAGACUUCGAUGAAGAGACUGGCAUUCUCCCUAAGGUGGAUGAUGAAGAAGAUGAGGAUCUUGAAAUUGAACUUGUUGAAGAGGAGCCUCCGUUCCUGAGAGGGCACACCAAGCAAAGCAUGGAUAUGAGCCCCAUCAAAAUUGUUAAGAACCCAGACGGCUCACUCUCCCAAGCAGCCAUGAUGCAGAGUGCCCUGGCCAAGGAAAGGCGGGAGCUGAAGCAGGCCCAGCGGGAAGCAGAGAUGGAUUCUAUACCCAUGGGACUCAACAAACACUGGGUUGAUCCCUUGCCUGAUGCGGAAGGCAGGCAGAUCGCUGCCAACAUGAGGGGGAUUGGGAUGAUGCCCAAUGACAUUCCUGAGUGGAAGAAGCAUGCCUUUGGAGGCAACAAAGCAUCUUACGGGAAGAAGACCCAGAUGUCAAUCCUUGAGCAGAGAGAGAGCCUGCCCAUCUACAAACUGAAAGAGCAGCUGGUGCAGGCUGUGCAUGACAAUCAGAUCCUAAUUGUAAUUGGCGAGACAGGAUCCGGGAAGACAACACAGAUCACCCAGUACCUGGCAGAGGCAGGCUAUACUUCCAGGGGCAAGAUUGGGUGUACCCAGCCCAGAAGAGUGGCAGCUAUGUCUGUGGCCAAAAGAGUAUCAGAGGAGUUUGGUUGUUGCCUUGGUCAAGAGGUGGGCUACACCAUUCGAUUUGAGGAUUGCACCAGCCCAGAAACAGUCAUCAAGUACAUGACAGAUGGCAUGCUGCUAAGAGAGUGCCUGAUUGACCCCGAUCUCACUCAGUAUGCCAUCAUUAUGUUGGACGAGGCACAUGAGAGGACCAUUCACACAGAUGUGCUCUUCGGAUUGUUGAAAAAGACAGUUCAAAAACGACAAGACAUGAAGCUGAUUGUCACCUCAGCCACACUGGAUGCAGUGAAGUUUUCUCAGUAUUUCUAUGAAGCACCCAUCUUCACAAUCCCAGGUCGAACCUAUCCAGUGGAGAUUCUGUAUACAAAGGAGCCGGAAACAGAUUAUUUGGACGCUAGCCUGAUCACAGUCAUGCAGAUCCAUCUGACAGAGCCUCCGGGUGACAUCUUGGUUUUCUUGACUGGUCAGGAAGAGAUCGAUACUGCUUGUGAGAUCCUGUAUGAAAGAAUGAAGUCACUGGGACCUGAUGUCCCAGAGUUGAUCAUCCUUCCAGUGUAUUCUGCCCUUCCGAGUGAGAUGCAGACCCGAAUCUUUGAUCCAGCUCCCCCUGGCAGCAGAAAGGUGGUGAUUGCUACCAACAUUGCAGAAACAUCUCUGACCAUAGAUGGCAUCUACUAUGUGGUUGACCCUGGAUUUGUGAAGCAGAAAGUUUAUAAUUCUAAAACAGGGAUCGACCAGCUUGUGGUGACACCUAUUUCUCAGGCUCAAGCAAAGCAGAGAGCUGGCAGAGCUGGGAGAACCGGCCCAGGGAAGUGUUACAGGCUGUACACAGAGCGUGCCUACCGAGAUGAAAUGCUGACCACCAAUGUGCCGGAAAUCCAGAGAACCAACCUGGCCAGCACAGUGCUGUCCCUCAAGGCCAUGGGCAUUAAUGACUUGCUGUCCUUUGACUUUAUGGAUGCCCCACCAAUGGAAACUCUGAUCACAGCCAUGGAGCAACUGUAUACGCUGGGGGCCCUGGACGAUGAGGGCCUGCUUACUCGCCUUGGCCGCAGGAUGGCAGAGUUCCCUCUGGAGCCAAUGCUCUGCAAAAUGCUCAUCAUGUCUGUGCAUCUGGGCUGCAGUGAAGAGAUGCUAACUAUUGUGUCCAUGCUGUCUGUGCAGAAUGUCUUCUACCGACCCAAGGAUAAACAGGCCCUUGCAGAUCAGAAGAAGGCCAAGUUCCACCAGACAGAGGGGGACCACCUCACUCUGCUGGCUGUGUACAACUCCUGGAAGAACAACAAGUUCUCCAACCCGUGGUGCUAUGAGAACUUUAUCCAGGCUCGCUCCCUACGCCGGGCCCAGGACAUUCGCAAGCAGAUGUUAGGCAUCAUGGACAGGCACAAGCUGGAUGUGGUCUCCUGUGGUAAGUCCACAGUCCGGGUGCAGAAGGCCAUCUGCAGCGGGUUCUUCCGGAAUGCUGCCAAGAAGGACCCACAGGAGGGCUACCGGACAUUGAUUGACCAGCAGGUGGUCUACAUCCACCCUUCCAGCGCUCUCUUCAACAGACAGCCUGAAUGGGUGGUAUACCACGAACUGGUGCUGACCACAAAGGAAUACAUGCGUGAGGUCACCACCAUCGACCCCCGGUGGCUUGUGGAGUUUGCUCCGGCUUUCUUCAAAGUCUCUGACCCAACCAAGCUAAGCAAGCAGAAGAAGCAACAGCGCCUGGAGCCUCUGUACAAUCGGUAUGAGGAGCCGAACGCCUGGAGAAUCUCCCGUGCUUUCCGGCGGCGCUGAAAGACAGCUGACCACUCACCUCUCCUGCACCAUGGCUUCCUCUGGCUGAUAACAAGCUAGUCCUGUGUGACUUAUCUUAAACUGAUCAUUUUCCAAGCCUGACUCUCUUCAUAGUGUAAGAUACAAACAUUUACGCAGGGCUUUGGCCAGAGCCUUUAAUCCCAGCACUUGGGAUGCAGAGGCAGGAAGAUCUCUUGAGUUCAAGGGCAGCCUGGUCUACAGAGCCAGCUCCAGGACAGCCAGGGCUACACAGAGAAACCCUGUCUUGAAAAAAGUCUCACACACACACACACACACACACACACACACACACACACACGCGAGAAAAAUCAGAAAAGGUGUGCAUCAUCCUGGGAUGGACAAGGGACAUGAGUGAGUGACUGAUGCAUGACAGACCCAGCAAGGGCCUGUUACCCAGCUCGUGCUUGCUGAAGGAAUGGACCGUGGCUCUCAUGUGCCAUGUUGGCCCCACUCUACCCACUCCCCAGCCUCUGUACUUGGGUUUCUACCUCCUGGAAAUAUUUAUUAUUUUUUUAAGGAAACAAUGGUUUAUUAUGACUUUGUCUUGUUGGGCAGGGGUAGCUACAAGGUCAGGCUCUCUGCCUGAGUUUAGUGUGGUGCACAUGUCAGUCUCCUGACACCAGAACCCAGGCCUCUCUGGGUCCAGACAUGAUGCAUGGGCCAAACCUCCAGUCUGUCUUUCAGCACCACUGGAGCUAGCUCAGCCUUGGCAGCACAUGGCCCCAGAUUAACCAAGUCUGUGCCAGAGUCUUCAGUCUGGCUCCUAGCAGUUACAGAUGCCGCAUGAGAACACAAAGUUCUCCUUGAUCCUUUAUCUCCUUCCUGCCACUGUCAUUGAGUGGUGUGCUCCAUUUCCUUUAAAACAUAACAAAUAACGACACUAUGACAGCGUUCCCUCAGUCAGCAGAAAGCAAGCACGCCUCUCAGCUGCUCCGAGCUGACGAGACUUGGGAUCUGGGGAGUAACCCAUACCUUCACUCCUGCUAAUGGUUUUCCUAGUUCUCCCUUCUGAGAACUCUGGGGGUUCUGUGCUGAUGGGAGACCCAUCAUCCUGUCAAGCCAGACUGGAGCUUGCUGAGGAGCCCUGGGGAUAUUGGGCUUAUCCUGGGCCAUGGAAUGCCUCCUUCAGCCCCACAUUAGUAACUUCUGUGAGUUAAGUGCUGAAUAGUCGGCCAGAUGCCUAAAGAGGAGGAUGUACCCUGUGAGGACUUAGACAAAAUUGAAGCAGAACCCAGGAUCCAGCUCCUGGUCUUACAGUAAAACACUUGACGGUUGACAAGUGCGUGUCAUGCUUGCAUGGGGCCUUGCUAACCUCUGUACUUCUGGUGUUUUUCUCCCCGCUUUCCCUCUUCAUUGGAGAAGGGAUGCAUGUCCUCUAUACUGAGCUCUGUCCCUGGAAAGAUCAGGAUUGCAGGGCUGACUAUGGAUGCAUGUGUAGGUAUUCCUUCCCUUUGUUACUUGAGAGCUGGAAUCACUUCUCUGCUGUGACCCCUGGAUCUGACCUCUGACUGCUCAUCAGAAUAGCCACUCCAAUUUACAAGCCCAGGCUACUCUGAGGUAAAGAAGUGUCCUGUUGAGAUUUGGAGGGAGAUCUGGCCUGAGAACAGGACAGUAGGGCC
Molecule: messenger RNA, 5686 nt
Organism: Arvicanthis niloticus (Nile rat)
Lineage: Eukaryota; Metazoa; Chordata; Mammalia; Rodentia; Muridae
Gene: Dhx8
Product: DEAH-box helicase 8
Biological process (GO): mRNA splicing, via spliceosome; spliceosomal complex disassembly
Cellular component (GO): intracellular anatomical structure; catalytic step 2 spliceosome
Molecular function (GO): ATP binding; RNA helicase activity; RNA binding
Source: RefSeq, a predicted model, not a curated record